AUGGACACGAUUAUUUCUGUGCAGAAGGCGAUCGUGUUGAAUGCGAACCAGUAUGGUCAUUGGAAGGCUCGCAUGAAGCAGAUGAUUCGAGGAAUCAAUGAAGAUGCGUGGAUAGCUGUGGAGAUUGGUUGGGAGGAGCCUACCAUAGUCACAGGAGGUGAGAAGAAGCCUAAACCAAAAGAGGAUUGGUCAGAGGCAGAACGCAAUUUAUCAAAAUUUAAUGCAAAGACGUUGUCGGUGAUUUUUGGAGCUGUUGAAGCAGAGCAGUUUCAGCUGAUUCAGGGGAGUACUUCGGCUAAAGAGGCGUGGGAGAUCCUGCUGAAUUCGUUUGAAGGAGAUAAGAGUGUCAAGAGGAUACGUCUAGAUCAUCUUGGGUUGCAGUUUGAGAAUCUCAGGUGGUCUGAUAAUGAUUAUGUGGCGAGCUUUAGGGCCAAACUCAGUGGUAUGGCGCAUGAAGCAUUUGUACUUGGAAAGAAGUACAAGGAGAAGAAGCUGGUAAAGAAGUUACUACGCUGUCUUCCAACGAAGUUUGGAGCUCACAAGGCGGUCUUACAGAUGACUACAAAUACGGAUGAGCUCAAGUUUGACAAGCUUGUGGGUAUGUUGAAGGCACAAGAGAUGGAGACAGAUAGUAGUUCAGUCUCUACAUCAGGUGGUGCAUCAAGGAGUAUAGCUCUUGCUGCUGAUAAAGAUGGAGAUAGAUCUCCGAAUGUUGAAGAUGCUAUGGGGAUGUUGGCUAGGAAUCUGAGUAAGAUGAUGAAUUAUUUUGGUGGGAGGAAUCAGUAUGGUCGUCAAGGAGGUGAUCUUGGCAAUAUCAGAAGAAGAGAACGUCUUAGAUGCUAUGAGUGUGAAGGGGUUGGUUAUAUAAAGGCUGACUGUCCUAUAGCACAACGGAGAGAACUAAAGUGUUCUGAGUGCAGAGGUGUUGGACACACACGGCGUGAAUGUCCAAAUUCAAAGAAGGGAAAAGGAGUUUCAUUGCAGUCGUCUGAUGAUUCAGAGUCUGAAGAAGAUGGAAAGGUGUUGAAGAAUAUGGUUGCAUUUGGUGCACGCAAGGAGGGAUCUAUUAAAUCCAUUGAUUCAGAUCUCAGCACAGAUGAUGAGGAGUAUCACGUGCUGCUUAACAAGUGGUUGAGGGUCAAGGAUCAGAAUCUGAGAUUGGAGGAUAUGGCUCAGAAGCAGAACGAGUUGCUUGAAGAACUUUGUGAAGAACUUGCGGCUGUGAAAUGAGAAGAAUGAGUCUCUUGAGUAGGAAAAUAGCAAGCUGAGAAAAGUUGCUGCUGGUGAACAAGAGAGAGCAAGGAUGCUGGAACGUGAUUUGGCUGAGAAUCGCAAACAGAUCAGGAUGCUUAACAGUGGAUCCAAGGACUUGGAUAAGAUACUCUCGAUGGGAAAACCAGCCAAGGUGAACUGGGGACUGGGAUAUCGAGGAGCUGAGAGUACUAAGGAAGUACAACAUAAUGGACUAUCACAUUUCGUGCAUGGGAGCACAUCAAAAAGUGGAGCCAAAGGAGCUUGUCAGGAAGUACGUCGGGACGUACGACAGGAAGUAAGGCAGAAAGUUCUACAGCGCGCAGCUGUGAGUAACAAGCCAAAAGUAGUACAUCAGUGCAACAACAUGAAGUUCAGACAGGAGGUUCUGAAGCAUGGUUGUGCAGCUGGUACAAGGAAAGAGACUGAUCGGUGCAUCAGCAACUGUGUCAGACCAAGCAAGAAGCAGCAUCGGAUGUGCUGUUGGUUCUGUGGGAAGGUUGGACACAAGAAGGUGGAGUAUUUUGCUCGUGAGAAGAGCAGAAACAUGGUCAAGAAGGUGAACAAGACGUUCACUAAGCCCAGGAGGGUUGAAAAGGUGUCUUUAGCCAAGAGUAGCUUACUUGAUGAGAUCAAGGAUGAGACAUCAGAAGAUAGAUGCAGCUCUGUUAGGAGUGAUCUUCAGGAAGAUCAAGAAGCAUCAAGCGUGGAGUCAGGACACGAAGUUGUAUGUGACACAAAGGGGAAGGAGAUCGAAGUGCAUCAGGAAGUGGUGCGAGAUGAUCUUCAGGGGUGUGAAAUCACUCCAAGACAAUAGCAACGAGUGCAGAGGGCACUCGGUGCGGAUGGGGAAGGGAUCAUGGUCAAGGAGACGACACAUGAAGGUAGCCAGUUCCUCAACAGAAGUGGGUCGAGAGGUAGCUCGACAUGUGCAUCAGAUCGUGAUGCAGUACUUGUUAUUCCGCUGCAGCAGGGGCUGUGUCAUGAUUAUACAUGAAGAAACAGACGGUGGGUCUGUAAGGCUUGACAUCUAAGCAUAUGUUUUAGCUUAGUGUGCAAUCAAGCAGGGGGAGAAUGGUGAUGUUCUGGUCCAAGAGUAUGCAUAUCUCAUGGGGGAGAAAAGCAUAGUGUGGUGCACAUCUCGUGGGGGAGAAAAGCACAUUUGGUAUGAAAGUUUGCAGGUGAGGAACGUGGUUGCAACGUGGUUGCUGAACUAGAAGAGUGUUGUGCUUGAUCGGCACACAAAGCUAAAAGGGGGAGAUUGAAGAUGUAAGAUGUCUGCCCUGAAGUAGUCGCUGACAUAGUUGCUGAAGCAGACGUCGUAGUGAGUGGUGAAGACCAUGUGAAGUCAAGAUGAUGAGCUGGAGUCGUGUAGACUUGGAGAGCAAGGGAGUAUCUUGGAGAUAAGGAAAGAAGAAUAAACUUGAGGAGCAAGUUUAUGACUUAAAGAAAGAGGAAUAAGUGCAUUCCAAGAAAAGGAAAGUUGCACUUAUUGUUAUGGAAGAUGUCCAUACAUGUUUUGGAGACUGUGGUUUCAGGAACGUGAAGAAUAAUAUAAGAUAGUUAUGGGGUCAUCUGUAGAGAGACAGAGACACGGAGGCUGAUCUUAUAGAGAGAGAGAAGUUCUUGGAGGUGUUUUUGGGUCGUGCUGAAGCAGUGGCUGAAGUACUUGACGGAGAAGAGACAUAAGCGGGUAGCUUAGGAAUCUUUCAGUAGCGUGUGUUAGGGUGUUAACACUAGACGUGUAAAAGGUGAAUAAGCAAGUCUUGUAAAGAUUAUUUAAAGGAGAUUCUAAUAAAAGCAUUGGUGUUUGCUUGUGUAUUUGUCUCUUGAUUUAUCUUCUGCAUUACCUAUUGUUGUGUCAUGUUUGCACUAACAUACUAUAUAAUUCAUAGCCAGUUCGAUGAAUUUAAAAUAAUACCGAACGCAGUGCCACAAAGUUAGCUUUUGGGUUUGUCCUUAAAACACACCAUUGACAAACCUAAGCGUCUGAACUAGUCAUGUUCAUUACUCAGCUAUUGUCGGUUAUGGUUAUGCAGCUACUUCUGUCUCUUCAUCUUCGUUUUUGGGUUUCUGAAAACCAUCAUCCUAAAUCCUACCCAUUCUCCAUAGAAACUCAUGUCGGCAAAGCCUCGAAACAGAUAUGCAUUCGUUCGCCAUCUAAUCUCACAUAUGUUUCUUUCUUCCUGAAUUGUGUUGUUCCAGGUUUUAAUGCAAAAGUUGUGGUACGAUGCAUAAACUGUUGGCUAGCAGCUGGUUGACAUUCCUUUAUUGUAUAAUCAGAAGCUGUUCCUAAAUGGCAAGAAACUGGUGUGAUGAGCUCACAAUGGAGGAUAAACUCUCUAUUGUACAAGAGCAGAGAGCUAAGAAUGCUGAGCUAAAGGCUAAAUCUCGGGCUCUCAAGUUGAAGAAGUUGAGUCUGAUUCUGAUAUAGAUCAAGCAGGUUUGGAACUUGAAUUCUGAUUUGUUUGUUUGCGUUUUUAUGCUAGGUGAAGCAGCAAAAGAUGUUGGAGUCAUUGUGCCCAUUGCUCCAGCUUCUGCAGAUGAUGAAGAUGGCCCUCCUGAGUAGAUCUCUAAUGAAGAAGCAGUUGCCAAGCAUCUGAAGCUGGAGAUGUCAAUUGCAGCCUCUGCCUCUGCCCGUGUCAACCCCUUUAGUGAAUCUACUCAGUAUUUCGACUGGCUUAACUUGGAGAAGACUUAUCGUGAACUGAGCCCUGCGGAGCAACAAUACUUUGUCACUGCUUCUCUCGCUGGCCACUUUGAAUAAAGGAGAAACCUUAAUAACUGAGCUUUGCGCCAAUAGUAUCUGGUUUCUAUAUGGCGGUGCAAAAUAAAUUUUUUUAAUUCUUCGUAACUACAAAACGCUAUUUUGAUAUGACUUGAAUAAUGUCUGGAUUCUACUUCUUGCACAAUCUGAUAUGUUUAGUGCCUUUCUUUUGGGCGUUACAUGCAUCUUUGCUUCUUAUUGCCUUGUCUGAGAAUAUUUUGUCAAACAUGAUUCAGUUUAAUUCUUUGUUUGAUGGGGUUAUAGGCGCA
Brassica napus (rape) is the source of this 4287-nucleotide messenger RNA. RefSeq lists its product as uncharacterized. Lineage: Eukaryota; Viridiplantae; Streptophyta; Magnoliopsida; Brassicales; Brassicaceae. Gene Ontology annotation, molecular function: zinc ion binding; nucleic acid binding. The transcript is spliced from 4 exons. The record is from RefSeq and is a predicted model, not a curated record. The coding region runs from base 1 to 1230 and encodes 409 amino acids.